AUGGCUUCAAUGCAGACGUUCGUCCAGAGAUCUACAAUAUUGCCGGUCUUUCCCCUAGAGCUCUGGGACAUCAUCAUUGAAUACCUAUACGAUGAAGAAUCUUCCCAACACCUGAGCCGACUUGCUCAAUCGUGUGCUACUCUUUAUACAAGAAUCAACUCUAAACUCUACAACCGCGUUCGCCUGUUUAAUUCAGAAAGCGGGGCUCGUCUUGCUCUCACCAUAAAGAAACAUCCAGAGUUAGCACCGCUUAUUCGCGAGAUUCGACACAAGCAAGAUGCUGGGUCAGAAUUUUGGUCUUCUCGUCAUUUGAAAUUCUACGAAACGGCUGCAACUUUGCCAAACCUGGAGAACUUGAGUUUAAGAAGAAACCCGAGGCCUUUUGAUUCUACUCGGUGGGCUAGUACACAUGCUAGAGAUGAGGCUAUGUUGCAAUGGGUGAGAAAGAUUGCCUCUGGAUCAGGUACCGUCAAAGAGUACCGAGAGUUGGGAUAUGGGCCUACAGGGGAAUCGUCGUUCAGUCCUCCAGAUCGUGAGCUUAGUUACAUGCGAGACGGCGGGGCCGAGACUUUGUUCGUGCACGCUUCUCUUCUAGACCCGCCGGGACUGCCCUCUCUGCGUGUUUGUCACAUCGGAAGCGACUAUAAUCAUGACGAGCACAAUCCUAAGAUGGACGGCAGAUGCCUACCAAUAUUCGAUGAAGCACUAUUCAGCCAUCCAGGUUUACGAAAACUCUGUGUCACUGGUGCUAUAUUCCAACUUUCCCAGUCUAUACUUCCAGUAAUAACUACAUCGUCGCCUCUGGAGGAACUGACCCUUCUGAACUGCAUCAUAAAUCCAUCGGACCUCGAAACAGCACUCGGGUACCCAAAAGCCUUGAAGCGAUUCACGUUCAGAGGUCCUAGGUCACAGGAGAUGGUAGACCCUGAUGGGGAACCCCUAUGUUAUGUUCACUCGACGCUCAUGCACGAUAGUUCCCUGGAAUACAUGGAUUACGAUCUUUACUGGGGUGGUGAUGAGGAGACAGACUUCGGCGAACUAGUUCAACUCAAGCAUCUCACAACAACGCUCGCCACACUUACAGGGAGGGAAUGCAUAGAACUGGAUCCCACUGAUGAUAUUUUGCCGCCGAAUCUGGAGAGUCUCACAAUACGAUACGAUGAAGUGAAGCCAUGGCUCCCUUCGGCUAUUUACGAGAUGGUGAAAGACAAAAAACUUGCAAAGCUGCGUCGCUUUACCUGCGAGAUACCGGAAAUCAUGGAACACCUUCCAUCAAUCAAUGAAGACAAGUUCAACCCUCCAGCCACCGAAAUAUGUCAGGAGGGCAACACCUGGAAAAGCAAGUUUGCAGAGCUGAAUGUGGAUAUGUCGAUGGUCUCAGUUCCUUACCCGCUUGAACUUUCCAAAUACGACAUGUGUUCUUGCGAAUGCCUGAGCUUUUACCACCGGAUGUUCUACCAUCCAUACAAGCGAUUGGCAACUCCUUGGGAGGAAAAUGGGUUGGGAGAGGAGGACGUGUUCUUUGAUGACUGGGCCGAUGUUGAUGAUGAAAUUGACCUUGAUAUCCUCAUGGAUGAUCUUGCGGAGGAGUCUGGAUCUGACGUGUCAGCCUGA
Penicillium coprophilum is the source of this 1614-nucleotide messenger RNA. RefSeq lists its product as uncharacterized. The transcript is spliced from 2 exons. The record is from RefSeq and is a predicted model, not a curated record. The coding region runs from base 1 to 1614 and encodes 537 amino acids. Lineage: Eukaryota; Fungi; Ascomycota; Eurotiomycetes; Eurotiales; Aspergillaceae.